Messenger RNA from Sesamum indicum (sesame), 3207 nucleotides. It is a transcript of the gene CKI1, whose product is annotated as Signal transduction histidine kinase. Gene Ontology annotation, molecular function: phosphorelay sensor kinase activity. The record is from RefSeq and is a predicted model, not a curated record. NCBI's taxonomy places the organism in Eukaryota, Viridiplantae, Streptophyta, Magnoliopsida, Lamiales, Pedaliaceae. Gene Ontology annotation, biological process: phosphorelay signal transduction system; phosphorylation.
AUGCAGAUGCUUGUGGUGUUGUCACUAGCUGGUUUGUUGAUUCCAUUGUGGAUCAAAAGGGUUGCAGGAAUUGAAAAUGAAGUCAAGUUUAUUGCCAACAACAUCAAUCAAGAAUUACUCUCUGGAGUUCAGAGAACAGCUGCAUUGUUCUCUCCUAUUAAUGCAUCAACCAUAAACUUAGCGCGAAUGUUAAAAUCGUCUUUGGGUAAAAAUGACAGUCGUCACCACUCCAAGGCUGAAUCAAUGGUGGCCUCUACAUUAUUUCAAGCUUUAUGGACAAUUCCGAACCUAAGGCAGAUUUCUUACAUUGGGUUAGAUGGCUUUCUCUUCGCGUACUAUACCGACCAAGGGGAUCAACCUUAUGCAUUGUACUCAAAUUCUACAUUUUCUUCUACACAAAAUGACACAAAGAACUACACUUGGUACAUACAGCCUGUAAAUCGUGACACUGGAAAGUUAUACGGUGAAGCAAUUAAGUCUGCUCCAUCAGCAGUAGUUAACUCAAGCUGGUUUCAAGAAGCAUUGAAGAGUACAAACGGAUAUGCCUCAGUAGGGACCGGGUGGGCCAAUUCUCAAGAUCUUCUAUUGCUUAGUACUGCUGCUAUUGAUGGAGGAAGUGCCGCUUCUUCAGGGUAUUCGAUGAAAUCUCUUAUCGACUUCUUGAUUGGUCAAACAGCCUUUUAUAAUGGAAGCUUGUAUUUGGCUACAAAGGAUGGGAAUGUGCUGACUCAAGGAAUUCCAAACACUCGUAUGAUCUUAGCUGACAAUAAAGUUUCCUUUCAGUUACUAGGACAUGACGGUGAUCGAGAUAGUGCAGUGGGAAGCAUUACGUGCCAAUCCCACGACGCUGAGUCUAUAGACACUACAUUAAGCAUCAGGGGCAGGAAGUAUGUGAUUAAUUGCUCACCUGUUGAAAUUGCAGGACUUCAACUGGUAUACGUGUUGGCACUGCCACACAACGGAUUGUCAAGCUUGAUUCACAAGAACAUCAGAUUGGCAUUUGUUCUACUCAUGUUGAUGAUUUGUGGUAUGGUGAUUACAACAUGCACUUUCGUGUAUAUGAUUGUUGAAGCGGCGAGAAGGGAGAUGUAUUUAUGUGGUGCACUGAUAAACCAAAUGGAAGCAACCCAACAAUCAGAAAGGAAAAGCAUGAACAAAAGUCUUGCUUUUGCAACUGCAAGCCACGACGUCCGUGCUUCUUUAGCAGGCAUCACAGGUCUGAUAGAAAUAUGCCGGAGUGAAGUUUCUAAAAGGGAACCCUUACAAUCAGAGUUGCUGACAAAUUUACUGCAGAUGGAAGCUUGUACGAGGGAUCUUUUAGGCAUAUUGAACUCCAUUCUGGAUACAAGUAAGAUAGAAGCCGGAAAGAUGCAGCUCGAGGAGGAAGAAUUUGAUAUAGAACAGCUACUAGAAGAUGUGGUUGAUCUGUAUCAUCCUGUUGGUAUGAAGAAAGGGGUGGAUGUAAUACUGGAUCCAUAUGACGGCUCUAUCACUAAAUGUUCUCAUGUUAGAGGUGACAGGGGCAAACUAAAACAGAUUUUGAGCAACUUAUUGAGUAAUGCUGUGAAAUUUACAUCUGAAGGGCAUGUGACAAUUCGAGCAUGGGCAAGAAAAUCGAGUCUUGAAAAUGAAAUACUUGCUUCCAAUCAAGAAAACUCAAUGAGUUGUUUAUGUUACUUGUUGUUUAAGAGUGAAAGAGCAUACACUGAAUCAGAAGUUGUGAAUACUAUCCAAAGGGAUCCAAAUCACAUGGAAUUUGUAUUUGAGGUGAAUGACACUGGAAAAGGGAUUCCAAAGGAGAAGCAAAAAUCUGUUUUUGAAAACUAUGUUCAAGUCAAAGAGACGACACUUGGGCUAGAAGGCACUGGUUUAGGUCUUGGCAUUGUUCAAUCCCUGGUUCGUUUGAUGGGUGGAGAGAUAGGAAUUGUGGAUAAAGAAAUUGGCAAAAGAGGAACUUGCUUUAGAUUUAACGUGUUCUUCUUCAGUACAUGCGAGCCACAUGCUUCAACUCAUGCAAGAACAACUGAUAUUGAGGCCAUCUCAAGCGAUUCUUUUCAGCACUCUGGGUCUAUUUUCCGUAUUCACAGCCCCAAUACUGAAUGGUCCCAAGUCAUACUCUUCACUCAAAGUGAUAAAAGGAGUAAUAUUUUGCAAAGUUUCAUGCAGAGACUUGGAAUAAAAGUGCAUGUUGUCAAGAAACAUGAACAACUUUCUCCAAUCCUCAAGAGAAUCAAGCAAAAGCUGAACCUAUCCCACCAUAGCUCGUCGAGGAAGUCUGAGGGAAGUUCAAGAAGUGAUGAGCACACAUCACGGGCGUCUAGUACACGAUUCAAGGAAAUUCCUCUGAGCACCUUGGAUGGUAUGGACAAUAUUUUACCCUCUCUAAAGAAACCUAAUGUGUGGGGUGGUACAUUUGCGUUCAUUUUGAUCGUGAUUGACACAAGUAGAGGCCUGUUUAGAGAGAUCAGCAGGGCUGUGGCUGAAUUUAGAAUGGACCUUAAUGACAAAUGUUGUUGUAGGGUUGUUUGGCUGGAUAGACCAGAUAUGAGCAACACAAAUUUUCAAGGUGUCGAUGAAGAUAAACUACCUGCAUCGGAUUUGGUCAUCAAGAAGCCAUUCCAUGGAUCCCGUUUGUACGAAACUAUUAGGCUUUUGCCUGAAUUCGGUGGGAUGCCACCAAGAACAGGAGAAUCCUCACAUACUGUUGGAAAGUUUAAUGUUAGAAACAUUAAUACUCUUGAAGCCAGCACGUCGUAUGUGGUAGGUAACAGAAAGCCAUUGAUGGGGAAAAAAAUCUUGGUGGCUGAUGAUGAUCUUAUAGGAAGAAAAAUAGCCGAGCAUGUGGUCUCACAGCUCGGUGCAAAUAUAGUUUCAUGUGAAAAUGGGGAAGAAGCUUGGAGGCUAGUCUGCAGAAAUCUCAUCAAUGAUGGAACAAAUGGUGCUGGAGUUUCCAAGCUUUCAAUACCUUUUGAUUGUAUCCUAAUGGACUGUCAGAUGCCAAUGAUGGAUGGGGUUGAAGCAACUAGGAGAAUCAGAGAAGUGGAGAAAAGAUAUGGUGUUCACACACCAAUCAUAGCAUUAACAGCGCACGACAAGGGAGAGGAGAUGAAGAAGAUGAUUGAGGUUGGCGUAGAUGAUUAUGUAACCAAACCACUCAAUAGAGAUAAUUUUUUGAAAGCCAUAUCUCAGCUAAUCAUCAAAACAUGA